CGCUCGUCCUCUUCCCCUCAUCACCCUACGACCAACCUCAUCACCUUACCACCAUGGCCGCUCCUGCUACAGUGACCGUCGAUGUCGAGUUCUCCGGCGGCCUUGAACUGCUUUUUGGGAAUGUCAGGCGACAUAGAGUAACGUUACCGGCAUCGAAGCCUGAUUCGGAGGGUGCAGCGAAGUCUACCCCGGACAGUGCAUCAUCGCCAACCGCGAACGCUUCAUCGUCCCCCGCGGAUGUCGAAUUCCUGAUCGACUACCUCGCAAGAAACUUGCUGAAGGAGCGCGUAGAGCUCUUUGUGGAGAAUGGGUCGGUCCGCCCUGGCAUCCUCGUGCUCAUCAACAACACCGAUUGGGAGCUUGAGGGGGAGGGGGAAUAUGUGCUGCAGCCAAACGACGAGAUCGUGUUCAUCAGUACGCUACAUGGGGGCUAGGAAGUGACGAGGAUGCAGAAGUCUCAAGGCUUUGAGCACUGAGAAAUUGUCUCGCAUGUAAAGCUUGCACGCAGCCUCCGCGAGGCACGCGUGCUCACAGGGCUCGACAUAGGUGGCAUGUCACGCUGGAGCAUGGUUCACGCCAGAUCACGCAUACGUGCCUGUAUAUUGGAUGACCUGGGCAGCUUAUGGGCAGAAUAAUAGUACAAUGAAACCAGGUAUUCAGCUCGAAAGGCCAGCAAAACCUCCUUCGACUUUCCAACUCGCGGUCCUUCGCUUCCACUUCAUCCGACACUUCUGAACCCUUCACAUCUGCUGGAUCACCUGCCCCCCACGCAGACGUUCGAUCUGACUCUGC
Messenger RNA from Schizophyllum commune H4-8, 792 nucleotides. RefSeq names its product ubiquitin-related modifier 1. Gene Ontology annotation, biological process: tRNA thio-modification; protein urmylation. The transcript has 3 exons. Gene Ontology annotation, cellular component: nucleus; cytoplasm. NCBI's taxonomy places the organism in Eukaryota, Fungi, Basidiomycota, Agaricomycetes, Agaricales, Schizophyllaceae. The record is from RefSeq and is a predicted model, not a curated record. Bases 54 to 434 code for a protein of 126 amino acids. Gene Ontology annotation, molecular function: protein tag activity.